AUGCGGGAUCAUUUCCGUACCGUCAAGAAGAACAUCGACGCCAACAUCAUCCAUCACAGCGGCGGCGUGGCGGCACCUAGGGGAGGCAGUGGAAAGUUCCCCUACAGCAGCCCCCUCAUUCUCCCGAAGUGUGCUACGAUGCAGAACACCUCAGUUCGCCGCCUGUUUGACUGUUGGCUGUCCCGNUUCGUGGACAGGUGCAAGUGCGAGCGGUGUGUUGAAUACAACGGGACCGUGGAGGAGUCGGAGCAGCGCCCUACCAGUUUCAACGCGUGGGAUGUCGGAUGCCUGGAUCGCCUUCCUGACUACGUGUCGAAGGAUUUUCCUUUCAUUCUCACUCAUCGGUCGGGUAUCGACAUUCGUCUUGACCGGCUCGCAGACGACCUGGUCCAUGGGAAGGGCUUCUCCGCCGCUGCCAAGCACAUCCGCCAGGCACACACGACGAAGUUUAUGGUGUAUCAACUGAAGUACGUGUCACUGGCUGACGCCCGGCGAUCGAGCCGGGUGAGCUUGUUCGGAGCCGCCCCAGUACUAGAGAAGUUUGGGAGUUUCGAUGACACCGAGAAAACUUCCCUGUGCUGGAAGUGGAAGACGUGA
Messenger RNA from Ectocarpus sp. CCAP 1310/34, 597 nucleotides. NCBI's taxonomy places the organism in Eukaryota, Phaeophyceae, Ectocarpales, Ectocarpaceae. The record is from the annotation of a GenBank genome assembly.